Messenger RNA from Prosopis cineraria, 887 nucleotides. RefSeq names its product peptidyl-prolyl cis-trans isomerase CYP18-2. NCBI's taxonomy places the organism in Eukaryota, Viridiplantae, Streptophyta, Magnoliopsida, Fabales, Fabaceae. Gene Ontology annotation, cellular component: catalytic step 2 spliceosome. Bases 22 to 621 code for a protein of 199 amino acids. The transcript has 6 exons. Gene Ontology annotation, molecular function: peptidyl-prolyl cis-trans isomerase activity. The record is from RefSeq and is a predicted model, not a curated record. Gene Ontology annotation, biological process: protein peptidyl-prolyl isomerization; protein folding.
AGCCCAAUUCAAACAGACAAGAUGCCUCCCCUGCUGCGUAAACCGCAAGUGAAUCCUUCGAUUUCGCGUUGGCGUCAAGCUCGCCGGAGGCUUCUUCGUCUCUGCAAAAUGUGGGCGAGCGCAGAAGGUGGUGCUCCGGAGGUCAUUCUGGAGACUUCCAUGGGUUCUUUCACCGUUGAGCUGUACUACAAGCAUGCACCCAGAACCUGCAGAAACUUCAUUGAACUCUCUCGCAGAGGCUAUUACGAUAACGUUAAAUUCCAUAGAAUCAUCAAGGACUUCAUAGUACAAGGUGGAGAUCCCACUGGAACAGGAAGGGGAGGGGAGUCCAUUUAUGGUCCAAAAUUUGAAGAUGAGAUAAGGCAGGAGUUGAAGCACACCGGAGCUGGUAUCUUAUCCAUGGCAAACGCUGGCCCAAAUACUAAUGGUAGUCAGUUCUUCAUUACUUUGGCGCCAUGCCCAUCUUUGGAUGGUAAACACACCAUAUUUGGAAGAGUAUGUCAGGGGAUGGAAAUUAUCAAGAGACUUGGCAGUGUCCAAACUGAUAGCAAUGAUAGGCCUAUCCAUGAUGUGAAGAUACUAAGGACAUCGGUAAGGAUUGACACAAAUUCCCUUCCCUGAUAUCCAAGAACUGUUGUUCCCACGGUAUUAUACGGACAACCGGGGAUUGUAAUUUUAUCACGAGUUCCUUGCAGAAAUGGGGAGGAAAUCUGGACUAUCAACGGCAACUUUAAUUUUAUCAUGAUGAGGUAGUGGAAGUUGUGGAUUUCUUACAGAACUUUAUAUUCAGGGUAGACGAAGAACCUGAUUCAAUUAUCUGCAAAAGUAUUUCUUACCAUGGAUGAAAUUUGCGUUAUGAACUUUUAGAAUCGAAGAAAUUUUUGAUC